CCAAGUCAAAAUCGCCGCAGACCACCCUUUUGCUCAGGGAGAAGACCGCAUCAGCACUUAUGAUUUUGAUACCCAUGACUGUAUUGAAUAUCAGCACUGAAUGGCUUAUAGGCUAAUCACUCACAUAGAUGGCUUAUAUCUCAGUCCAUCACGCGCGCCUAAAUAUGACCCACCAUGUCCCUUCCAUCUACUGGCUAGCAUCUAUCUAGACGGACGUCAUAAACCCGAGCGCCGCACAAUCGUAUAUCUGGAUCCUGCACAUAAGCACUACAAUGAUGGACCGACUUACAUGAGAUCACGCUGGGUAAAGCACGAGGACGGAAUAAUCAAGUCUCAUAAAUGGGUGUUCAAAGAUGCUGUAGGGAUCGAGACUAUGCUCGAUAAGAUGAUAAUCGCGGGAGAGCUCCCCAUUCAAGGCAGUCUGGACAAGGAUCAGGAUGAUUUAGUCGCCGCCCUCAAUGCAUCAACAAUUCAGGCUGGGACAAGAGACGAAGAUUGCCGAGAUUCAUCAGUUGGCAGUAUCAUGAUCACCGUACAACGGGUGACAGUAGGAAAUAUCAAAACCGAGAAGCACUACCAACCGAGUCACACAUUGAAAGACAAGGAAGAUGUCGAUAUGGAUGGAGCAUCAAGUCACAUUGCAAAACCAACUGAGGAAGGUGACGUGGUAAGUGGGUUGCAAGAAUCAGUUCAGGUGAUUGAAUAUAGCCCAUACACACUGGAUGAAGAAGAUAUGUAUGCAACUUUCAAGUUUCUAUACCGCAGUAAAGGUGAGUCCACAUUUUAUCCAAUGCACAGGCUGCAUAGGUAAAGUAUCGGUUGCAUAGUGAUCUCUUAAGGCUUUCUUCGCAAGUGCUAAAUACUAGAUUAGCCGUCCUCCAAAAGUUCGACUUUCCCGAAUUCGCUUUGCAAAUGAAAGCAAAACCACGGGCUGGCGGCAGCCGACAUUUCAGCCACUUGAUGGCCAAAACUAUUCCUCUGAGCAUCACGGAUCCGACCAAGUCCAAUCCUGGUCCCAGGAAGAACGACGCCAAAUCUUCCCCAUCGGCUCUUGUACUUCGUGUCACCAAUACUGAUGGCAAACUUGUCGUCU
This is a messenger RNA of Pseudovirgaria hyperparasitica, 1093 nucleotides long. RefSeq lists its product as uncharacterized. Lineage: Eukaryota; Fungi; Ascomycota; Dothideomycetes; Acrospermales; Acrospermaceae. Bases 101 to 811 code for a protein of 236 amino acids. The record is from RefSeq and is a predicted model, not a curated record. The transcript has a single exon.